AUGCACAAUGAGAAUGUUAGGAAGAAUAGAGACAUCUUGAAAAGAUUGAUUGACGCCGUCUGCUUUCUGUCAAAGCAAGAACUUCCUCUUCGAGGCCAUGACGAAUCAGAUUCGUCUAUAAAUAAAGGAAAUUACUUGAAGCUACUUGCAAUGAUCAGCCAUUACGAUCCGAUGCUGGAAAUUCGCAUGCAAGAGUCCACUGUUUUUCGAGAAAUAUCUCCCGCCAUACAGAAUGAUUUGAUAGCAGCAAUUGGCUACUUUAUCACGAAACAGAUAAAGGAAGAUAUUGCGAAAACUGACUUUGUGUCUGUGAUUUUAGACGAGACGUCCGAUCUAGUUAAUAAGUCACAGAUGUCUACUGUUUUUCGUUUUGUUGACCAAAACUGUGAAGUUCAAGAAAGAUUCCUUCAUUUCACUGACAUCAGUGCUAAUCGCUCUUCUGCGGGCUUACUGGAACACAUCGAGCGUGUGUUGAACGACUUCGGCUGUGGGGGGAAACUUGUUGCACAGACAUACGAUGGCGCUGUUGUGGUAGUUGGCCAACAAAAUAGCUUAAAUAAGAGGAUACAGGAUUUGCACCCGUGUGCUAUAUUUGUACACUGUUACAGCCAUUUGCUCAAUCUGACGCUUCAGCAGUCGGCGAAAAAUAUCAUAGGGUGCAGAACAUUUUUGCAAACGCUUUCGUGUUUGACUACAUUUUUUCCCAAGUCUUCGAAGAAGACACUUGCCCUUCGAACGUUUGUAGAGAAACUGAUACCCGGGGUAGCACCUAGAAGAUGGAAUUUCUCUUCAAGACUGUUAAACACCGUGAAAAACCACUAUGAACCACUAACAGCGUUUUUUCUGCACAUACUUAAUCAGUCUGAUGACUGGGAUAAUGACACAGUCUUGAGGAGCCGGGGCUUUUUAGCUUUCUUCCAGAGCUUCCAGACUCGCUUUCUGGUGAACGUUUUCUCGUCAGUGUUUUCUUUAGCUGACGCGUUUUUCUGGGCUCUUCAGAACAAAGGAAUGGAUGUUGCCCUCUGCAUCAGAAAGGUCGAAGAGCUGGUUGCAAACAUUCAGAAAAUUCGAGUAGAAGGGUUCGACACGAUUUUCCAGCAAAGUUCUCCUGGAAGAGGUGAUGACAACCCAGUUAAAAAACCCAGAAUCGAAAACUUCGAAGAGGAAGAAAGCUGCCGAGCCCUCUUCCUGGAAAUUCUAGACAACGUUUUAUCGCAGCUCAGACACAGGUUUCGGGCGUUGACACAGCUUGAUUUCUUCACUUUGCUGAACAGUGAUUUUUUCGAAAAGCACAGUCAGCAGUUUCCCGAGACUGCAUUGAAUUGUUUGGAGAAGCAAUAUGGGUCGUUCUUUGAUAUUGUUCGGCUGAAAAAUGAGUUGAGUGUUCUAUACUGUUCUUCAGAGUUCAGAGACAAGAAUGUUUUGCGUAUUAUGAAAAUCAUGCAUAAAACGAAACUGUAUCAGGGGCUGCCUGAAGUUUAUAAACUUGCUAAGUUGAUUGCUACUAUACCUGCUACGAGUUCAAUUACAAAAGAUACUGUUUCUUCUUUGAAAAAAAUUAAAACUUACUACAGCAGCACACAAGGACAAGAAAACUUGUCAUCCUUCGCUCUGAUGUCAGUUGAAAAAUCUCUGCUUGAACGCUUGAAAUUGAGGCACACGUUUUAUGAAGAUGUGACAGAGAAGCUUAUUGAAAAGAUUGGGAGCAUAGAAUUCAGGUAUAGAUAA
Macrobrachium nipponense is the source of this 1728-nucleotide messenger RNA. RefSeq names its product zinc finger MYM-type protein 1-like. The record is from RefSeq and is a predicted model, not a curated record. The transcript has a single exon. The coding region runs from base 1 to 1728 and encodes 575 amino acids. Lineage: Eukaryota; Metazoa; Arthropoda; Malacostraca; Decapoda; Palaemonidae.